Molecule: messenger RNA, 1879 nt
Organism: Medicago truncatula (barrel medic)
Lineage: Eukaryota; Viridiplantae; Streptophyta; Magnoliopsida; Fabales; Fabaceae
Product: leucine-rich repeat extensin-like protein 5
Exons: 3
Coding region: 134-1636 (500 amino acids)
Source: RefSeq, a predicted model, not a curated record
UUGUCUUUAUUUAUCUUCUUGUCCUUUUCUUCUAUGUGAAAACAACAAAAGUUCACAUUUUUGCGCACAACCUAAGCAACAUAUUUGCCACAAAUUCUCUUCUUUAUCUCUGAAUCAACCUCAAGCUUCAUCCAUGGCGUCUGAACCAUCCUUUCUUCGUAACUACAAUUCUGAGGGACAUAAAGAUGACAUCUUUUGUUCAUACGAUGAUUAUACCAACGAGGAUUCUUCUUGUGGCACUCAUAUUGAUUCCAAUAAGGAUUUUCACAUUUCAAGGAUGGUAAAAACAUCAACAUUUCCUGCUACAGCUUAUAAUUCACCUGAAGUUUCUUUAAGCCAAGAGGUUAUUGCAACAACGGUCGAGAAGAGUAUGAAAACAUGUACCGAUGACCUUAUGCGGUUUCUUGAGGGAAUCAGCUCUAGGCUAUCACAAUUGGAGUUAUAUUGUUACAAUAUUGACAAAUCAAUUGGAGAAUUGAAAUCGGAGUUAACUAGUGACCACGAGGAGGCAGAUUCAAAACUCAAAUCUCUUGACAAACACCUUCAGGAAGUUCAUAGGUCUGUACAAAUUUUAAGAGACAAACAAGAGCUAGUUGAGACUCAAAAAGAAUUAGCCAAACUACAACUUGCUCGGAAAGGAUCACCUUCCUCAAGCCAUUCACAGUCCAACGAGGAGAGAUUUUCCCCUUCUGCAAUAGAUCAAAAGGGAACUGAUAAUGCAUAUGUUACAUCAUAUGAUCCACAUAACCAGCAGCUAGCUCUUACCCUUUCUAAUCAAGUUGCCUUCCAGCAACAGCCUAUAGCCCCCUCAUCUCAAGCUUCAUCCCCGAAUGUCACCGAAACCACACAACAACCUCGUUAUUACACGCUGCCCACGUCUUCACCCAACCCACCAGCUGCGGCCCAGCUUCCUCAGAAUCAGUAUUUUUCUUCUAAUCCACAGUACCAAUAUCAUCCAUCAACAUUAUCUCAAGUAAUCCAGUCCUCAACUGUGCAACAAUUUUCUCAGUAUCAGCAGCCGCAACAGAAGCAGCAAUGGUCUCAACCGUUGCCUCAGCAGGUGCAACCUAUGCAACCACCCUUAAUGCAUUCUCAAAUGAGACCCCCAUCAGUAAAUGCUUAUGCUCCGUACCUUACAAGCCAAGCUACAAGUCUACCUCCUACGGACACAUUUUCGAACAGCAUGCCGAUGCAAAAGCCAUAUUCAGGGACUCCACCACAAACAAGGGGUCAUCAUCCAACCCACCAAGGUAAUCUGUAUGGAACUAGUGGGGUCCACGCGACACCUCCUCCUGCGAGCGUGUAUGUGAUGAAUGAAGGGGAGGGUGGAAGAGCAAGUUACCCUCCUCAACCUUCUCCAUUUGCUCAAGGUGGAUAUCCUCCUCAAAAUGCUUCCCUACAAAAUCCUGCACCGCAUAAUGUAACGAUCAGGAAUCCUAGCCAGCAGAAACUUAUGCGUAGCCAUCCUUACAAUGAGUUGAUUGAGAAUUUGGUUAGUAUGGGAGUCAGAGGCGAUCUUGUGGUAAGCAUUAUUCAGAGGAUGGAGGAAACUGGUCAGCCUGUAAAUUUUAACUCUGUACUUGACAGGUUGAAUGCACAUAGUUCACUGGGUCCCCAGAGGGAAUGGUCAGGCUGAAGAACUUAUACUGCAUAUUCUGUUUGAAUAAUAGUGUCCGGCAAUAGUGUUGGUGUCCGACAAUAGUGUUACAUAGCAUGUCAUGGAUGACUAUGAGCAAUGUUGUCUAGCAAUGUGCACAGUACUAUUUUUUGGCAAUGUGCACAGUACUAUAGUGUAUACUCCCACGUUUGUAAUAUUUGAGAAUUACUAAUACAUGAUUUAAUGCUCUUUUUCAAAGAAAAAUUAUUUAAUGUUGAUUCA